Mobula hypostoma (lesser devil ray) is the source of this 1398-nucleotide messenger RNA. It is a transcript of the gene foxl2l, whose product is annotated as forkhead box L2-like. The record is from RefSeq and is a predicted model, not a curated record. Gene Ontology annotation, molecular function: RNA polymerase II cis-regulatory region sequence-specific DNA binding; DNA-binding transcription factor activity, RNA polymerase II-specific. The transcript has a single exon. Gene Ontology annotation, biological process: regulation of transcription by RNA polymerase II; anatomical structure morphogenesis; cell differentiation. Lineage: Eukaryota; Metazoa; Chordata; Chondrichthyes; Myliobatiformes; Myliobatidae. The coding region runs from base 48 to 896 and encodes 282 amino acids.
GGACGGCUGUGCGAUUCUCUGGAUUCUUGCAUCUCAAGCCCACAACUAUGGCAAGCUUUCAUGAUAAGGAGACCUACGAUCCCGACGGCAUCAGCGACGCGUCGAGCGUCCGGGACGAGUCUGUGCUGGUCAGGAUUGGAGACAGAGAGUCCAUGGAGAAAGUUGACCCGUCGCAGAAGCCGCCCUACUCGUAUGUUGCUUUAAUUGCGAUGGCGAUUAAGGAAAGCCAGGAGAAGAGGCUCACUCUGAACGGCAUCUACCAGUACAUCGUCUCCAAGUUCCCUUACUAUGAAAAGAACAAGAAAGGUUGGCAAAAUAGCAUCCGGCACAACCUCAGUUUGAACGAGUGUUUUGUUAAAGUCCCCAGAGAAGGUGGAGGAGAGAGGAAAGGGAAUUAUUGGACCUUGGAUCCCGCUUUCGAUGAUAUGUUCGACAAAGGGAACUACAGGAGGAGGAGGAGGAUUAAGCGGCCGUAUAGAACAUCUUCAUCUCCGUUUCUGCCCGCGAAACCGUGCGUGAAUUACACGGACCCAUUUUAUUACCAGACUCCCAAGUACCUGCAGUCUCCCUUCGGGGCUAAUUCGUGGUCGAUGGGGCAAAGCGGGUCAAAUGCGCCCGUCACCUACCACCAGCCCUGUCAGGCGGCGAAUGGGAACGUCAGCUCGGUGCAGAUGAAUGGACUCGCGUCGUCCUACGGCGCAUACCCGAGAAUGCAGAGCUUACCUAUAAUGCCGGCUUCCGCCAACACUUACAACGGCAUGAAUCAACAGGUGAGCCCGGGGACUCACGCAACGAGCACCGGUUAUCAGCUAUCAUGCGCCCGGCAGCCGGACAUGCCUGUAGUACACUGUUCCUACUGGGAAUACGGACCAGUGACCAGCAGAAUGGAUAUAUAACCUUCCAAGACUUCUUUAAAAAUACUGGCGGUGGUAAGACAUGUUCUUUGAAAGUGCCAAAACGAAAACUUGAAUUGUUUCCCUGUUUGCAAACUUUGAUGCGUUUUGUUUCUGGGGAAAAGGAACUAAAUGGACUCAAUAUCCCAAGUAUUUAGUCCAAGGCUGUCGCCGAGUCUGGGUUAUUAAAGUUUUUGGUACCAAAGCGGAAAUCGAAAAGGUGGACUAUUAAAAAAAAUCAAGAGUUUGUUAUUUGAAAUUGUUACAGGGUUUAUUUGUCUAAACAGUGCUUAAAAUUGUUGGCGUUUUCUUGUUCUAUAAUUUGCGGAUCAAAACGUUUUGCAUUUAGUAAAUCAAAACAAUGUACAGAAAAAGUUUUUUCUUUAAGGAAGUGAUCCAAUGUUUAAAAUGGUUAUCGAAGUUCUAACGAAUGAAGGUUUUGGACCAAUACCAAGUGUCGUCAAGGAUAGCACUUUUGUAUAUAUUUUUGUUAAAAUAAAUGUUU